Messenger RNA from Chionomys nivalis (European snow vole), 9854 nucleotides. RefSeq names its product low density lipoprotein receptor adaptor protein 1 (gene Ldlrap1). Gene Ontology annotation, cellular component: early endosome. Lineage: Eukaryota; Metazoa; Chordata; Mammalia; Rodentia; Cricetidae. The record is from RefSeq and is a predicted model, not a curated record. Bases 73 to 996 code for a protein of 307 amino acids. The transcript has 10 exons.
GCGCGCCGCCUGGCCCGGCGGAAAGUUUUCCUAGAGGAGUUUUGGCGGCGGCGGUGGUGACCGGAGCGGGCCAUGGACGCGCUUAAGUCGGCGGGGCGCGCGCUAAUCCGGAGCCCCAGUCUGGCCAAGCAGAGCUGGGUGGGCGGCCGGCACCGCAAGUUGCCAGAGAACUGGACGGACACUCGGGAGACACUGCUGGAGGGCAUGGUUUUCAGCCUCAAGUACCUUGGCAUGACGCUGGUGGAGCGGCCCAAGGGCGAGGAGCUGUCUGCAGCUGCUGUCAAGAGGAUCGUGGCCACAGCCAAGGCCAGUGGGAAGAAACUGCAGAAGGUAACUCUCAAGGUGUCGCCCCGGGGGAUCAUCCUGACAGACAGCCUCACCAGCCAGCUCAUUGAGAACGUGUCCAUUUACAGGAUCUCCUACUGCACCGCAGACAAGAUGCACGACAAGGUGUUCGCGUACAUCGCCCAGAGCCAGCACAGCGAGAGCCUGGAGUGCCACGCCUUCCUCUGCACCAAGCGGAAAGUGGCACAAGCCGUCACCCUCACUGUAGCCCAGGCCUUCAAAGUUGCCUUUGAGUUUUGGCAGGUGUCCAAGGAAGAGAAAGAGAAGAGGGAAAAAGCCAACCAAGAAGGAGGAGACGUCUCAGGGACCCGACGUGACAGCGCCCCCUCAUUGAAAAGCUUGGUUGUCACGGGGAACCUGCUGGAUUUGGAAGAGGUGGCUAAGGCCCCGUUAUCCACGGUUACCACUAAUACCAACAACUUGGACGAGACAGCGCGGCCUCAAGUCUUGGGCAGCAACAGUGUCGUCUGGGAGCUGGAUGAUGGCCUGGAUGAAGCAUUUUCAAGGCUGGCACAGUCACGGACGAACCCUCAGGUCCUGGACACUGGACUGUCAGCACAGGACAUCCACUAUGCACAGUGCUUAUCGCCCACCGACUGGGACAAGCCCGACAGCAGCGGCAUUGAUCAAGAUGACCUCUUCAACUUCUGAGGGCCUAGGACUGGCAGGACACAGCUGGCCUUGACAUGUGAUGGACCAGAAGCCACCUGCAGCAGGGCAGCCAUCUCCAGGAGCCGUCAGCCACUCUGCAGAGCUUGCAGAGGAGAGCUGCAUAGUCAGGCAGGGAGAGAGGGCGGAAAGAGCCUGGAAUACCCAGGUUUGCAUCAGGCACUCAUGGUGUGUGCAGGCCAGGGCCUGGCCUCCUGGCCUAUGACCAAAGCAUUCCAUGAUCCUUUUCUCGGGGGCACUCACUCCUCAGGCAGUGAGAGCCUACUGUUCCUUGUGCACUGGAGGGGACAUGGCCUUCAGGGAAGCUUCUUCGGGGCUCUGAGAGGCAACCCCUGACCAAAGACACAUAGCUCUGCACUUUAACUCUCACAGGUGGACACGGUUUGAGGUCCUCGAUGGUGCUGUGGGAGAAGCGCUCGCCUCCUGCCUCCCUCCACAAGAGAACACAGUCCCUGAGGUGGUCUGUAUAGUGCUAGAACCUAGUGUACCGGCUGCCCAGACUCCCAGAGUCUCACGGCAACCUGGGGAACAUCUCUGCGUGGCUCUCAGGGUGUCCCCAACAGGCGAAGCUGGGCCUGCUCUUCUGUUUUGUCUGUGUGUCCCCAUCUUCUGCCUCCUCAUAACCGUGGGAUGAUACCAAAGCCUAACACUAGGUUGUGGCAGAAUAUUUCUCAUCCAUUUUACAGAUAGGGAAACUGAGGCAACACAUGUGGUGGGGUUGGAGUUGAGAAUAGAACCCAGGUCUGAUACCAAAGCUUCUGUCGGUGCUGCCAGCCUCUCAGCCCACGCCUCCUUCUCUCUAGUUUUGUUGUCCUCCGAGGAACCAAAAAGCCCCAGCUAUUUUCUGACCAAAAUGUGUUUCAUAACAAACCAUCUGGUGCCUUUCCACACAGCACUGGCACAGGCCUCCUUGCCCUGCUAGCUGCCACGCUGCUGACUUCCGGGAAGAUGUGUUUUGAAGAGUGUCAAUUCCACGGGUUAAAUGGAAUCCUCCAGAAGCAUCUCGUUGUCCUUUCCUGAUGCUGCAGCCCCAGUGGUCCCCGCACCCCAGCUGGUGGUCGAGCGGUCCAGUGGUGAGCUGUCCUUCGUCUCACUGCUCCCAUGGCUCUGGCAUCCUGAACCUCAGCCAAGCCACAAGCAUCUUUGCAUGGCUAGGAGCCCCCAGUGGCUGGGCUUGUGAGAGCAGGAGAAACACACCAACCAGCAUGACUUACUGUGUGGCUGAAUCAGACCCUUGCCUUGGGGAAGGGAUUUGGGGAACCCUCCCUAGAAUCAGGGUAGCGCUCCCUUUCCCCAGCCAGCUCCAGGGUCCUGAGCAUGAGGGGCUGCCAUGGUGUGGGUGGUGCUGUGGUCUUGACAGGUUGUCCACUGCUGUAAGGCUGCCUCUGAGGAAGAAACAGUUACAUGUUCCUUUUUUAAAAAAAGUAUAAGCACCACUCGGUAUUGCUGGUGACAAGGGGCAGUGUCGUAACUCCUGCCCUUUGGUGAUAUGAGAGGCAGUUGUCAAGAGCCUGGGGGAGGCCACAGCCCUUGCAGCACCAGAGUGGAGUGUGAUGGCAGGAUCCCCGUUGAAGAGCCAGCGGGGCUCCUUUCUUUGCGGCUGUCACCGUGUGACAGGGUACUGAUGAGUGACAGGGUCUAUGUGUUGACACUGACGGUGUUUCUAACCAUGUGUCCUGGCCAGACUCUGAGCCCCUGAGACAUGAGUGUGUGAGGUAUGGGUGUGCCCUUGUGCACCCUUCCCAGGACAGUAUCGUUCCCAUAACUCCCAUGACUCAGACUUGCAGACUUAUCUGUUACUCCUGUUCAGGUCCUGAGCUCAGUGCCUUGGAUGAGCCUGACACAUGUGGAUUCAGCUUGUGUGGCUUUGUGUGAUGGGGACAGAGGUGGAGGGUACGGGUUCAGUGAUUUUAGAAACCCAAAGUUCAGCUAUGGCCCUGAGUUAGUUACUUGCUUCCUUGAGCCUUGGUUUUCCUGUUUGUAAGCAGGGUACAGCAGUCUCCCAUGUCUGUGUCCCAGGAUUUUGAGACUAUUGUCCACUAUGAUGUUAUUGGUAGCUCAUGCCUCCGGUAGCUCACAGGUUAUCUCUGAGCAAGAGGUCAUUUGGAUCGACAGUGGACUCGGACAGAGUAUUUCCUGUGUGCCGGCUGUCAUGACAGAAGUCAUGGAGAGCCCAGAUGUCUUCAGUUCCUAGUGCUGAGGGCUUCGAGCUUAGCUAGAAAGGUGGCCCUGUCUUGGGCGCCUGGUGAGGCCACAGCCCCUUCGCAUAUCCCUGACCUUCAUCCUGUCAUGUAGGAAUUUCCCAAGAGCUGGCUAUGAUCCAAGUGCUCAACACUCCUGCCAGUCUCAGUGACCAUUCCAACAAGGCUGCAUUCCUCAAGUUCCAUGGCCUUGCGUCUGGGGACCCCCCCAGUCACUGCUCCUUCCUGUAGCUUGUGGGGGUCUCGGGCAUUUAUGCAAUAGUCCUGAGGCAACCUUCUGAUGCCAGCCGACAAGCAGACUCCCUGCGAGGCCCAAGUAGAUCAGAGCAGACUAAAGAAUUCUUUCUUCUUUGCCCCAUAAUUUGAAAAGACACUCAACAAGCUCAUCUUUCGGUUUAAAUUUGGCCAACGCCUUUAGUCUCCGGAUGUCUCAAAUUAUGGAUCCCGAGCCCAGCUGCCUGCUCUUUCAUGCAUAACAGAUAAAGUGAAAGAACAAAGCCACCUUUCAGAUUUGACGUGACCUUCAGCUCCUCUGGGUAGUCGUUGGGUUGGCUCUCCAGGAGAAGCCAUCACAGUUAAACCUCGCGAGGGCUUUUCAGCGUCUGUGCCUGGGACGCAGGCUUGAGCCUGGCCUUGCUCCAUCUUCCCCUGUGCAGUGGUCAGGACCCUUGUGCCCGACCUCAGCAUUAUCAGUCUGCCUUGGCACAGUAGGAGGGGGGUAGGUGGUCUUAGAAGUAAAAAAAAAAACUGGAAACUUUGGUUUAUUCUUCGACAGUUUCAUACACGUAAGCAUCAUCUUGGUCCUGUGCACUCUGCUCCAUCCUCUGCCCCCCCCCCCCCCCAACUCCAGCAUCUUCUUUUCCCCUUUUCCUCUUUAAUUCUUUGUAACCUGAGUCCAGUUAUCCUGCCUGGUGAAGUGCUUGCUGGCCUCGUUGGCUUGCUCUGGUGCAGGUAACCACAGCUGCAGAGAGUUCUGGAAUGUGUUGUCCCUGUCCUUUACAGGACAGCAUUUCACAGCUCUCCCCUAACGGUCUGUGUGCUCCCUUCCCCGCAGUGUGCCCCCGAUCCUUGGGGAGGGUGUGAGAACGGUCUAUGUCAACCCUUCUGUAAUCCGCCCUGUUUAGGACUGAGCACCCACCAGGCCCCGUCUCAGCUUUGACCCAUUGAGUCUCUUUAUUAACUGGCCACUGCCGAGAAGCCACCUAGCCAGGGUUAAGGACAGCCCUGACCUAUAGGUAUAAACAUAAGUGGUAGAGAUUCUACAGGCCUGAGACCCAGAUCCUCUGUUCACUGUCCUGGAGUGGCCCCGUAUCUGAGGUCAUUGGAACACUCAGAGAACAUGGCCUUGCUUGCUGGGAGCUCCUGAGGCCAGCCCAGAACAGCCUUGACCAAAUGCCAGCACAGCAUUACUGGGGCAGCUCGGAGCUCCCAGCCAGGACAGGUGUGGGCUGGGACACAAGGUCAUGCUGCUGGGCAACCGUGUCUGCACGUGUCUGCUGGUCACCAGCUUGGCCUUGUCUCUGGGUGACGAGAGGCCUCUGCUCUUAAUCCUUCAUAGUCCAAGGGGCAGGGGCAUGGUUCCCAGCAGUCCCAAGUCAUGCAGGCUGGCCUACACCAGUGGGACACUGGAGAAUUGAGGGGUGUUGCAGGGAAUGCCAGAUGGGCUGCUGAGUGAAGGGAGGUCCUGCUGGACCUCAGAAGGAGCAGGAAGGUUGAGAUACCUUCGAUGGCUUGGUAGCUCUGAUGUUCAGGCCCUGUCUGACUCACUCCAUGGUCAGGUGCCCAGGCACUACCUGGCUCCAUGUGGCUAUGGCUGAACCAUGGCAGAAGGGGGUAGACCCAGUCAGUGGCAGCCCAGCGGUUUGUUGGUCACCAAGGUUCUGGUCCCACAGACGCCCCUGCAGGCCCUGGUUGAGGGUGUCCUUUGUCUUCAUUGCUCCCAGCCAGCAGCCCUGCCACCUCCCUGGGUCGCGUUGCUGAAACUGGGGUCUAAUGCUAUAUCCUGACCAAAGAUCUUGCUUUCCAAAGUGUUUUCAAAUAAAGGUUCUAGAAUUUGAGUGUGUGGUAUGUAUACAGACACAAGUGUGUCAUAGUGCAUGUGUGGGGGUCAGGGAACAACUUUGUAGUGUGGUCUCUGUCUGCCUUUAUGUAGAGUAUAGGGGUUGAAAUCAGUGCCAUUGAACUUCACAAGAAGCACUUUUAUAUGCUGAGCCAUUUUGCUGCCCUUGCUAGACUCUUAGUGCCAGGGAGAACCACCUGCCUCUCUCUACCUCCUGAUGACUGGUAGGGGCAUGCGCACCACUAUACCAGCUACAGCUGUUAUGUCUUCUGUGGCUGUAGUAGGUGGCUCCUGGGAGGACUGAGUCUGAUGGCUGAAGCAGGGAGGCCCAGACCCCCAGACUGUGAUCCUCAAGUGCAAAGUCUUAAAACCAGGGACUGCCACUCAUUCCCCCACCCCUGGUUUCCAUGGGGUAGAACCCUCACUUCCCAGUUGGGGAAGACCAAAAUGUUUGGGCUCUGCCAAUCCUAAAUGAGUCAGACUUCUGAAUUUGAUGGUCCACAGGAAAGCCAGGACUUCAGCAAAACCAACUGUGGUAAAACCAGUUAGGAGCCAAAGGAUUCUGGGUUCGUCUAUUCUACCCCUGUUCCUUGUUGUUUCUAUAAGCUUCAUCAAUGGCUUGGUGUUCUCACCUGUAGAAUGGGAACUCACCUCAUACAUAAGUGUGGAGAUGACCCAUCCUGCCCUCAGGCCCACCCUCUGCAAUGGAUACUGUUUCCAUCUCACAGAAGAAGCUGAGGCCCAGAGAGGUGAAGGUACUUGGCCUGAGUCACUCAGCGGAGCAGGGGCAUGCAGCCUGAGAGAUGCAUCUCAAAUCUGAUGGUUGCUGAUGGGGGCAUUUGAUCAAGGGCGGCUGUCAUUAGAGCUCACAGAAAUGAAGUGACUUGCUGGGCUCACACAGGCAGGAAAGGGUUAGUCCGAGAGGAAGGCUGAUGUGACUGUGUCGCAUUCUCUCUGUUAUGGCGCGUUUCCCACUCCCGUCAGCAUGUCCUCAAAAACAGACGGCAUCCAGAUUGGGAGGGACACAGAAAGGUCACCCCCGGCCAGAAGACAGACAGGUCUAGGCGGUCCUCUUCCGAUAUCUGUGUAGUUAGCAGAGCCCAGCUCUGGGCCAGGGGUCUUGGGGUACCUGGUGUGGGGUGGAGAAAGCUGCAUAGUACCCUCAGACAGGUAUCAGGGGCCUGAGUGGAGACCAGAGUGUGGGACAAGCCAGUGUUCAUCAUCCCUAGGAGCUGGGAGACUUUUCUGCCUAUCACAGAGAACAGAAGGGAGGCUGGAUGAGAGGAGUGCCCAGCCAUGAUGUCCCUGUGAGGGUGGUGGUCAGACCCAGACACUGAGUCACCCCCCAGCAGCAGGGCCCCCUGAACCAUACACUGCCGUAGCCUGAGUCAGGACCGAGCACGUCCCGAGUGCCAUUUUUAUCGCUAUAAGUUUGCCGAUUCAGCUCAUUACACUUAAUUAGAAUUAUUUAAUUAGAAUCUUAAUAAAAGAGUAAAACAGGAAGGAGGCUGGGAGCGGAGGUGAGGAGAUCCGUGCCGAGCCUGUGAAGUAGAUGCAGCUGGAGAAGCGCAGUGUGAAGGGGCUGCAAGGACCUGCUUGGAAGGUUGCAUAGAGCGUCUGGAGCAGGUAGGGGGCCACCGAGGCACAGGAGCGUGACAGGGGACAUGGGAGGCCCAGGACUGGUCAUCAUCUGUUCUUUACCAGGUGCCAAGCCCCCGGCUAGGGGAGUGGACAUGUGGUGUGGGGCCCACUUCCUGUCAUCCUGGGACACCCAGUCCACAGAAUAGAAGACAGAUGUUUACACAGAUGGCGUGGGAAGCAGAGUCGCUGGCACUUGAGGCAACUUUCUUGAUGGAAAACAGCGGAACUUCCUGGAGAGACACCAGCUUGCUCAUGAAAUCUACUGGAAAAGCUGACCCAAGGGGAAGGAGAACUUCAGAACUGUGGCUUCUGUUGCUGUAAAGGAAUGGGGUACUCACAGGGCAUCUUGCACAGUACUGCCCAUGAACGAAUCAUCCCAACCAUGGCCUGUGGCACUGGCAUGUCCCUCCCGUGGCACCAGUGUGUUCCCUGACAUGAGGGCAGGUUCAUGAGUGACGGAGGUGGAGAUAGGCCUGCUUUUGACUGGCUGGGACCAAUAUCAGCUUUUCGCUUAAGACAGAUGUACCUCCUACUCCAUGGAUAAGAAAGGGGAUUGGAGCCGGGCAGUGGUGGCACAUGCCUUUAAUCCCAGCACUCGGGAGGCAGAGGCAGGCAGAUCUCUGUGAGUUCGAGGCCAGCCUGGUCUACAAGAGCUAGUUCCAGGACAGGCUCCAAAGCUACCCAGAGAAACCCUGUCUUGAAAAACAAAAAACAAAAAAGCAAGCAAACAAACAAACAAAAAGGGGGGGGCAGGGUAGGAGGAACGGGACUGAAUGCUAAGCAGGAGAAUUUCCCAAUGAAACAAACCUAGAAAGCCAGCCAUGUUCCACCUUGUCUCAACACAGUGUUAUCAUUUUGACGUUGUUCUCUUAGUUUAAUCUUGACUGUGAACUUCCAAGAGCUAUUACUGGCAUCGGCCUGUUUUGUAGACUGGAUGAGGGGUCUGCAUCUUUGUCAAGGUCCAGGCUUUGGGGUGUGUUGAUGACAAGAGAGUGCUGUGGCUUCUGGAGGGGACACUUGGACUUUGGACCAACCGUAGUUCUUCAGGGUCGAGCAGAGGCAGGCAGGGCUGCCCAGUACCAACCACUGUUGCCCUGCUUGGCAUGGGUCCCAGAACAGGAGGGCACCGUUAUAGAGACAGUGGCAGCCACAGCAUGCCAGUUUCUCAUCAGAAGCAAGGGUGUGUCAGGGAUGUGAGCUUUCUGUUGCUUUGGGGUGUGGUGACCUUGUGAGGAUGCUGGCUACUGCCCACAGUCGAGGUGGUAGGGCCCCACUGUGGUAAACUAGGGGCCACUGUGCUGAGCUCUAAGACCCACUUAGCCCACAACUGGGCAUGCUCACAGAGUUUCCUGUUGGUGGCAAGGUAUCCUCCAUCAGACUGGUGGUCCCUGAACCUGAGGCUAUCUCAUCUCUCAAUGGAGGUUCCCAGGGCUUGGGUGACACUUCCUCCUACAUAUCCAGAGUUCUAGUGUACAAGAACUUUGUCUCCCUCUAGGUACUGAAAGCCAUGGUCCCCACUCUAGGAUGGGACAUGAAAGGUGGAGCCAGCAGCACUGGGAGGAACCAGUUUAUCCUGAAGGAGGCCCUGAGAGGAGUUAGGACUUGCUGAGGUAAUCCUCCAGGGCAGCCAUCCCCCAGACAGCCUCCCAUCUUCUAGCCAGGAGGACUGGGGUAACGGGUGAGGUGUGACCUCAGGAAUGUAGAACUCAGAGCCAGCAGAAGGGCAGCCCUGUUGGCCCAGGCUCAGCUCCAGCACGUAGCUGCCAGCUCCACCCCUCCGAGGAUCCUGCAAUGUUCUGCCUUGAUGCUUGGAGUCCUUGGCCCUGCUUCUGGCCAUUGUCUCAUCCUACAGAGACUGACAGAUGUGCACAGCUGGGUGGGGGCUCUCAGCGAAAUUCAGCUGGCUCACCACAAGUCUGAGCCAUGGAGCUGGACUCUGGAUUCUAGUCCAGGUCUCCGCUUUGCCGAGCUGGGUGACUUUAGGCCCGGAGCUACCCCCUGUCAGGGGCCUUAGUUUCCUUCUCUGUCCUCCAUCUCUGCCGUCACUACAGUAGCCAACACUAUCCUGCUCUCUGGUUGGUGUGUGCUCGUCUGUCCUGGGCUCGUUAUGGAAGUGCAGUCAUGGACUCUGUGGUGCCUCUCUCACGGCACAUAGUGCCUCCCAGGCUCAGCAUGUAGGUGCCUCGGCCCUCCCUUCCCACCAUGCACCAGCGGAGUAGAGCUCAGAACAGGGCCUCGGGGGGCACUGAGCCCCUCUCUCUGGUUUAGCCCUACCAGCAGCCGGGACACUGGCUGUGACAAGGGCCAAUAAGCUGACUGCAGAGCAUGUGUGUACUCUCUGGGGUACUGUGGAACCUGCCCCCACGGUGUUCCACCUUGGUGGCUUCCUCCUCUCCAUUCUUGCCUGCAGUUACCAGCCUGUGGCUCCUGCUGUUGUCCUUUGAUUGCCCGGGUGACAGGAGUCCUCUUGGGUGGGUGUCAGAAGGCUGCGUGAGCUCGGUUCCCUUCUGUGACCCCUGCUGUCUUCCACCAUAACCCUUUUCUGUUCACUGCUCUAUUCUUAGGCUGCCCGGGGGAUGGGACCGUCCUCCAUACCAGCCAGUGUUCCCAGGAAGGAAAUUUCUUUCUUUUUUUUUUUAAAUAAAAAACUAUGUUUAGGUUUAUUUUAUUUCGUGUGUAUGCAUGUUUUGCUUGUGUGCAUGUCUUUGCACCAUGUAUGUGCCUGGUGCCCUUGAAGAUCAAAAGAGGGAUUGAAUCUGGGGUUAAGGAUGGUUGUGAAGCUGGGACUCCAACCUGCAGCCUCUGCAAGGACUUGCACUCUUAAGCGCUGCACCACCUCUCCAGCGCCUUGUGUGUUUUUUUUGACGUCCCUCCCGUGGGAUUGGCGGGGAGGAGAGCUUCAGUUUCAUUCCUCCAAGACAUCUCUAUCUCUCGCUCAA